This is a messenger RNA of Akanthomyces muscarius, 306 nucleotides long. RefSeq lists its product as uncharacterized. The record is from RefSeq and is a predicted model, not a curated record. NCBI's taxonomy places the organism in Eukaryota, Fungi, Ascomycota, Sordariomycetes, Hypocreales, Cordycipitaceae. The coding region runs from base 1 to 306 and encodes 101 amino acids. The transcript has a single exon. Gene Ontology annotation, molecular function: oxidoreductase activity, acting on the CH-CH group of donors; flavin adenine dinucleotide binding.
AUGUCUUCCAACGCAAGGGACGCACCAUCGACGGAUCCCGAGGUAUAUGACGAAUAUAGCAGCAAGUGGCAGCAGCAGCCUACAGAUGCUGCAGCAUGGCUACAGCGCGCCGUGGACGUUGCGAAAGUACUCGCCACUGACGCGGCUGUACGAGAGCGCGAGAACAAAUCACCGAGGGCCGAGAUUGCUCUUCUCAAGCAUUCGGGCCUGCUCAAGGCUCUCGGUCUGCCCAAGUACGGCGGUGGUGGCCAGCCAUGGUCUGUCGGCUACAAGAUCAUUCAAGAGGUUGCCAAGGGUGAUGGGUAA